CUCGGCCCCGUCGCCUCAGUCUCAGCAGCAGCGCCCUCCGAAGUCACCACAGUAACAGUAGCCAACGUUGGUGCCUCCGCAGACAAUGUUUUCACUACAUCUGUGGCAAAUGCAGCUUCAAUUUCAGGACAUGUGCUGUCUGGGAGAACAGCCCUCCAAAUUGGGGACAGCUUGAAUACUGAAAAAGCCACUCUCAUAGUGGUUCACACAGACGGCAGCAUUGUAGAAACCACAGGGUUGAAGGGGUCAUCAGCACCACUCACGCCAGGACCGCAAUCUCCUCCUACCCCUUUAACAUCCGUCCAAGAAAAAACUGGAACCAAGUAUAACUGGGACCCGUCUGUCUAUGAGAACGAGCUCCCAGUGAGAUGCCGGAAUAUCAGUGGCAUUCUGUAUAAAAACAGACUCGGCUCAGGAGGCCGUGGUAGGUGCAUUAAGCAAGGAGACAACUGGUACAGUCCCACUGAAUUCGAAGCUAUGGCGGGACGAGCCAGCAGCAAAGACUGGAAGAGGAGCAUCCGCUACGCUGGGAGGCCACUGCAGUGCCUUAUUCAUGACGGGAUUUUAAAUCCUCAUGCUGCCUCUUGUACUUGUGCUGCCUGCUGUGACGACAUGACUCUGAGUGGCCCUGUACGACUCUUUGUACCAUAUAAAAGGCGAAAAAAAGAAAAUGAAAUGCCUGCAACUGCAGUGAAGAAGGACUGCCCCAAAAACAUCACUCUGCUUCCUGCCACAGCUGCUACUACAUUCACCGUGACUCCUUCUGGACAGAUCACUACUUCCGGUGCUCUGACAUUUGACCGUGCAUCGACAGUGGAAGCCACAGCAAUUAUCUCAGAAAGUCCAUCCCAGGGUGAUGUUUUCACUGGAGCCGCUGUUCAAGAUACCAACGUCCAGCAGCCUUGCCGGGUCAAUCACCCAGAGCCUCACUAUCCAAGUUACCAGGACAACUGUCAGAUUUCACCUUUUCCUGAAGCUGCACUGCCGACAUCUCAUCCCAAAAUUGUGUUAACCUCACUCCCUGCCCUGGCAGUGCCCCCUACGACCCCCACCAAAGCCAUAUGCCCUUCGGUGGUGAAUGGGCUAGAAGUGACGGAGCAGCGGAGCUGGCUCUACUUGGAAGAGAUGGUCAAUUCGUUGCUCAACACCGCCCAGCAGCUGAAGACUCUCAUCGAACAGGCCAAACAGGCCAGCUCCUCCUUCCGUGAGGCUGCUGUCACACAAGCAAAAAUUCAAGCUGAUGUGGAGAGGAAAGAGCAGUCCUGUGUCAACUGCGGUCGUGAGGCAACAAACGAGUGCACGGGAUGCCAUAAAGUCAACUACUGCUCCACUUUCUGCCAGCGGAAGGACUGGAAGGACCACCAGCACAUCUGCGGCCAGUCAGCCACAACAACGUGGUGCAGCCGGCUGGAUCGGCAACCUGGCGUGAAUGGUCUGUCCUUUACAAAUCACAUGCUUCUCACUAGCAAACUUGUUUUUGAAAGACUUUUGGAUACUGUGACAGGAUUUGCCUACUCCCAAUCCUUUUCCAAAAUUUUGAAUAAUACAGAGACUGUGAAAACCUCAUCUGGAAGAAAAACAACCCCACCUGACUGCAGCUGGGCAGCUGGAAGCCACCUCCAGCUUAAGGAAGCUUUGACUUUGCCAGACUGGAACCUCCACCAUGUGGAUUAG
This is a messenger RNA of Tauraco erythrolophus (red-crested turaco), 1674 nucleotides long. Lineage: Eukaryota; Metazoa; Chordata; Aves; Musophagiformes; Musophagidae. The record is from RefSeq and is a predicted model, not a curated record.